Molecule: messenger RNA, 1851 nt
Organism: Sesamum indicum (sesame)
Lineage: Eukaryota; Viridiplantae; Streptophyta; Magnoliopsida; Lamiales; Pedaliaceae
Cellular component (GO): cytoplasm
Source: RefSeq, a predicted model, not a curated record
AUUAGUUGAAGUUAAAUCAGUUUUGGAAUGAUUCACACCAACGCUUGAAAUAUAAAAACUUGCCGAAACCCUAACCCUUAAUCCUUCAAUUGAGCGACUCACGCUAUGAAUUUCUUCAAAUCCCUUCUAUCAGACGAUCCGGACCCUCCCGAUCCCCAAAUUGUUCGCGAAUCUGACGCGAAUUCCGCACUCAAACCACCUCGUGACGGUGGUAAUUCGAUCGACGUGGCUGACGGAGGUCCUGAUGAUGGUUGGAGUUUCGGGGGUUUAAUCAGAACUUUUGCAGUCCAAUCCGAAUCGUUGAUCGAAACAUACCGUAAGGAUCUCGAGGAAUUCGGGUCGGGUCUAAAGAAGGAGACCGAGAUACUCCGUGAGACCGCGAGCCGAGCCGUGAAGGAUCUCCCAGCAUCGCUGGAAGCCAGCGCUACAGCUGCGCAUGGUGCGCUGGACGGAGUGCUGAAGUCAACGGCUGAGAUCAUUUCAAAAGAGGCUCUUUUUGGGUCGGAUGGGGAACCCGAGACACCAGAAACAAAUAGAAGUAAGAAUUCGAGUCGGUAUAGUUGGUUCGAGGCGCAGUUGAGUGCAAUUCAAAGUGAUUCGAGUACUUUUCUUGAAGAGCCGGAGGAUGGGGAGGAGUAUAGGAAGUGGAAGUUAGGGUUUCAGUUGGAGCAGAAUAGGGAUGAGAUUGACAGUUUGAUAGUGGGAAAUGGAGUUUUGGAGGAUGUUUAUACAAGGGUUGUUCCAAGUGCUGUUGAUCCUGAGAUUUUUUGGUGCAGAUACUUCUAUAGAGUUUAUAAGCUCAAGCAGCAGGAGAGUGUGAGGGCGAAUCUUGUAAAGAGGGUGAUUUCAGUUGAUGAUGAUGAGGAGUUGUCAUGGGAUGUUGAUGAGGAUGAGGAUGAGGUUGAGGUUGAGGUUGGUAACGGGGGCUAUCAAGCAGAUCUGAAGGUGAAAGGAGGAGUUGGAGAGGGAGAUAAUGCAGCAGGUGAUGGAAGUUCAAAAAUUGUCGAGAAACAAGAGGAUGUGAACAUUGGAUCACAAUAUGAGAAGGGAGGGGGUAAUGUCGACGAAGAUAAUGGUGAAAAUAGCAAUGUGGGUGAGUCGGGUAAGAGUUCUGGUGUGGAUGCAUCAUUUGUUGAGAAAGAAGUCAAGUCUGAAGAAGGUGCCGGAGUGAAAAAGGAUGAGCAACUGAAAUCUGAAGAAAGUGUCCAAGAUAAGAAAGACGAUAAAGUGGGCAUGGAGGAGAAAGGUGAAUUUGUUAAAAAAAGUGAUGCUCAAAUGGCGUCUAGUGAUCAGCCAAAGGUGGAGGAGGAGGAUAUGGGGUGGGAUGAAAUUGAGGAUAUUGGGAGUGGUAAUGAGAAAAGAAUUUCAGCCACUGCUCGUGGUGGGAGCCCCAACAGAGGUGACCUGCGGAAGCGGUUGAGUGCUGCUGAAGAUGACGAGGAUUUGAAUUGGGAUAUUGAGGAUGAUGAUGAGCCAGUGAAAGCUUGAUGGCAUAUCAGUGAUAAAAACUGUAAUUAUUUAGUUGCUGAUAUGCGGAUGAGCUUGGCUGGAGCUUGAUACCUAUUAAAUUUGAGAAACUGUUACAGUUGAGUCAGAAACUGAGAUCAAUUAUCCAGUAAUGGCUUCUUACGUAGUAAAUAGAAGAACUCAAAUUAUUAACUGAAAUUAAUUUCAUUAUUUUCUCUUUAUCGUGAAUUUGUCUUUUUCUGUGACUAAAUGGAGGUCUUAGUUCCUCUACCAUUGUCUGUUAAAGGCCCACUUGUUCAUGUGGCUCGACAAUGUUUCUGUUGGAUGUAUCAGUGCCAUUUUGCUCAUAAAUCAAACGUCUAAACUGUUGUUCCUGUUAAUUAA